This is a messenger RNA of Hordeum vulgare subsp. vulgare (domesticated barley), 2679 nucleotides long. RefSeq names its product wall-associated receptor kinase 1-like. Gene Ontology annotation, cellular component: plasma membrane. The record is from RefSeq and is a predicted model, not a curated record. Lineage: Eukaryota; Viridiplantae; Streptophyta; Magnoliopsida; Poales; Poaceae. Bases 11 to 2521 code for a protein of 836 amino acids. Gene Ontology annotation, biological process: cell surface receptor signaling pathway; protein phosphorylation. Gene Ontology annotation, molecular function: protein serine/threonine kinase activity; ATP binding; calcium ion binding. The transcript has 5 exons.
CAGAUCAGCCAUGUCCGCAUGGCGCCUCCGCCCACUCAUGCUCGUGCUCUUCCUCUUCCUCUUCCUCUUGUCAGUGAUGCCCCGCAGCGCAUUCUCAGGGCGGCUGGCGCCACCACCACUGGGGAUGCUACCACUGCCGGUGGUGCGAAACAUAACGUGCAACAGCAUCAAGUAUCCAUUUGGCGUCAAAGGGAAAGCCCAACAACCAGGCUUCGAGGUAACGUGCGGCAGAAACAAUGAAGCCAUGUUGCAGAUCGACAAGCAUAGCUAUAAAAUCGACUAUGUGUCGGUGGAAGAAGGCUUCAUCGUCAUCUUAGCCGGGCCCAUCUACCAAGUCUGCUACGACCGCAACGGUAAGCAGCUGAAGGCCACCGGAAUCGGCAAUAUCAGCUUGGAGCAGACGCCCUUCUCCUUCUCCAGUCGCAAUAACCUGGUGGCCACUGGAUGCAACUACAGGCUAGUUGGUAAGUUCAGCAACCUGUCGGUCAGUGAAACUACCAGUUGCUACGCCUUCUGUGACAAAAGCUCCGACACCAUCGAUUGCCCUCGUGGGGUAGCAUGCUGCAAGGCCCCCAUGCCGAUGACGAUGAACGCCACUCGAGAGUUCACCUUGAACUUCGAAAAAAUAGAAGAGCAAUACAUGGGCGAAGAGGACGGCACUUGCAGCGCUGCCUUCUUCCUCGCCCAAGACGAGGAAGUCAUCAUGGCUGCCAGAGGCGGUAUCCGGAGGCCGCUGCCGCUGAAAGACAUGUUGUUGCCAGCUGGUGACCACAGGAUGAUCUUGGAUUGGGCAGUUGGGCGUGGCAAAUGCAGCCAGGCCUCUCACCACAACUUGGCGCGCCGGUACUGCAACAAUAUGAGCGAGUGUAUUGACGCACCCAGUGGAGCGGGCCGUCUCUGCAAGUGCCACGCAGGGUAUGAAGGGAAUCCGUAUGCUCCCGGUGGAUGUGUAGAUAUCGAUGAAUGCCGGGCUUCCCACAGCAACAAUUGCACCUUUCAGAAACUCUGCCACAACACCGACGGGGGUUUUACUUGCCCGUGUCCCCAUAACUGGACAGGUGACGGUUACAAGACAGGGACAAGCUGCACUGGGCCACCCAGUCCAUCUGGUUCCCCUACGCAACAAGCACAAGGCUUGAAUGUGUGUGAUCAUCCUGAAAAGAACCCCUGCACAUACUCAGCACACUGCAGUGAUGAGCAAGGGGUAGUUGAGUGUGAAUGUCCUCCCGGCAUGAGUGGCAAUGGCUGGAAAAGGGGACCUGGGUGUCAGAAGCACUUUCCCAUAGAAAAUGUUUUGGCUGUUGGUCUCGCACUUGUGGUUUUAAUUUCUACCGCAGCUCUGUGCUACUGCUGGAUCAUGAAGAGAAGACAGGUGAGAAGAAAGAGAGCUGAGUUAUUCCGUAAGAAUGGAGGCUUGCUGUUGCAGCAGAGAUUUACAGCAAUCAAAUCUCAAGGUAAGGACUCGUCAGCAAAGAUAUUCAGUGAGGAAGAGCUCAAGGCUGCAACUAACAACUAUAAUGAGACUCGAAUCCUUGGCCGAGGUGCAUCUGGCACAGUGUAUAAGGGUGUUCUUCCAGAUGAGACUGUGGUUGCUGUAAAGAAGUCUAGGGUAUUUGAUGAGAGCCAGGUGGAGCAAUUUGUCAAUGAGAUUACCAUCUUAUCACAGACCGAUCACCCGAAUGUUGUCAAGCUUUUGGGAUGUUGUCUAGAGACAGAAGUUCCCUUGUUGGUGUAUGAGUUCGUACCCAAUGGAACACUCUUUCAGCACAUCCACAACAGAAGUGCACCUCGCUCCUUGACAUGGGAGGAUACCUUAAGGAUAGCUGCAGAAACAGCAGAAGCACUUGCCUAUUUGCAUUCCACAUCUUCUAUACCCAUUAUUCACAGGGAUAUCAAAUCAAGUAACAUACUGUUGGACGAGAACUUUGUGGCUAAAAUAUCAGACUUUGGUGCAUCAAGAUCAGUUCCAUUUGAUCAAACUCAUGUAACCACCCUUGUUCAAGGUACUAUAGGGUACCUGGAUCCUGAAUAUUUCCAAAGCAGCCAGCUCACAGAGAAGAGUGAUGUAUACAGUUUUGGAGUAGUUCUUGCAGAACUAUUGACAAGGCAGAAGCCCAUUUCUUUAGGCAGGCCAGAGGAAUCAUGCAACUUAGCCAUGCAUAUUGUGAUUAUGGUUAACGAAGGGCGCCUACUUAAGGAGAUAGAGCCACAGAUUUUGGCAGAAGCAGGUGAAGAGCAACUCCACGCAGUUGCGCACCUCUCUGUUAGAUGCUUAAAUAUGAAUGGACAAGAACGGCCCAUUAUGAAUGAGGUUGCAUCAGUUUUAGAGGAGCUAAGAAGGUCCUUCAGAAAUGACAAGGAGCAAACUAUGAGAAGAAAAGAUGAACCUGCACAGAAAUCUAAUGAACAAGGGCACCUUCUACGUGAGGCAAGCUCGACUUCCAGCCUGCACUAUUCAGAAGGAAGUACACAGUUGAGCAUGGAGGCUGAAAUGAAAGCUUCUUGUCACACUCCAAGAUGACGCUUCUCAUAAUAUUUAAAUGUAAGUUGACAUAUCAAGACAAUUUGUAAUAUAGUUAUGGAGAAUCAUGUAAAAUAGCUCAGAGUAAUCGCUACUUACUUAUUUAGGUCAAUAAUCACUGCAGGAGAAAUUCUUGAUAUCCCAACUGUGGGUCCAAA